Molecule: messenger RNA, 1074 nt
Organism: Hypoxylon trugodes
Lineage: Eukaryota; Fungi; Ascomycota; Sordariomycetes; Xylariales; Hypoxylaceae
Product: glycoside hydrolase family 43 protein
Exons: 4
Coding region: 1-1074 (357 amino acids)
Biological process (GO): carbohydrate metabolic process
Molecular function (GO): hydrolase activity, hydrolyzing O-glycosyl compounds
Source: RefSeq, a predicted model, not a curated record
AUGAAGAAAUGUCUCUUACUGGCGACAGCCACUGCGCUCGCGGCAGCAUUGCCUUCUCCUGAUUUCGAUACCAUCGAUCUUCUCAACGUAACAGAGUCCGAGUUUGAUUAUGGUGACCUUCUAUCUCGAGCUCGAGGACCAUGGAAUGGCCCAGUCAUGGACAUUUCGUUCCCCGAUCCGACGCUCUUCAUUGAUGGCAAUGUUUGGUGGGCUUAUUCGACAUCAAGCGACAACAAUGGGCACGUUCCCCUAGCGGCGUCUAAUGAUGGCAAAAAAUGGACGUGGGCAAAGAUGGACGCGAUGCCCGACGUGGGCCCCUGGGUUGAUCCCCAAAACCGAGGUAUCUGGGCCCCGAGUGUCUUCAAGAACGACAACGGCAAGUACGUUAUGUACUUCUCCGGCCAACGUACUGGUGCCCGCCGAUGCGCCGGUGUUGCUACUGCGGAAUAUGCCCAAGGUCCUUUCAUAGUUACGGAUAAGCCCUUGAUCUGCGACGAUGCUGGCGGUGGAGUCAUUGACCCAGUUCAGUUUGACGAUGGAAAGAAUCGUUGGAUUAUCUGGAAAGUUGAUGGUAACGCACUAGGCGGUAAGACUACUUGCACAGGCAGUUCAACGGGCGACACUUACAACCCGACUCCGAUCCGAGUCCAGAGAGUAUCGCGGGACGGAUUGACCCUUCAAGGUAGUCCCAAGACCAUUCUUAACCACAAUGGCGCGGCCGACGACGGACUUAUCGAAGGACCGGCGAUGUGGAAGCGUAAACCAGGCUCAUAUGUCCUGUUCUUCAGCACACACUGCUAUAACAGCGACAAGUACGAUAUCCAAUACGCGUGGGGAACUGCCCCCGACGCCGAGUUCGGUCAUCGUAAAACCCUCGCCAAAUCCGGACCUAAUCAACCUAUUUACGGCCCCGGUCAUAUGGACAUCGCAUCGGAUGGAACCACCAUCGCUUUCCACGGUCGCGACAAGCCGGGUAACCCUGCUGAUACGAAACGCCGCAUGUACAUUGGUAAAAUCAAAUUCCCUGCAGGCGAGUAUACCGAAGGGAUCAAAGUUAUCAAUUAUCAGGGUUGA